Molecule: messenger RNA, 378 nt
Organism: Rodentolepis nana
Lineage: Eukaryota; Metazoa; Platyhelminthes; Cestoda; Cyclophyllidea; Hymenolepididae
Source: the annotation of a GenBank genome assembly
AUGGGGGCGAAGUGUUCUCAUGUAUUAGAAACUUAUAAAGACCCUGAUUCUGUACCGAAUGUUGUAAGACCCCCUACUCACGAUCCUCUGAGGGGUUUUACUCACGGUCGCAAAAAACGGGAACUUGUCGUGACAGAAGAGGAAAUGAUUGCAGCUGGUCUUUCAUCCAAAGAACGGGACUAUUGUGCACCCAUGUUAAUGGCUUGGCGUAAAUGCAAGGCGGAGCGAUCAAUUCUCUUCCCUCUCUUCUGUGCACAUUUCCGCCACGGUUACCUAGAAUGCCAAACUCGUGAUCAAGUCAUGCGAAUGAAGGAAUAUGAGCGCGAGUACCGUCUGAUGAAGCGCGAACAAGGAAAGAUUGAGACUCAGUCUGCCUAA